Molecule: messenger RNA, 1127 nt
Organism: Drosophila innubila
Lineage: Eukaryota; Metazoa; Arthropoda; Insecta; Diptera; Drosophilidae
Gene: sro
Product: D-beta-hydroxybutyrate dehydrogenase, mitochondrial
Exons: 2
Coding region: 4-1020 (338 amino acids)
Molecular function (GO): oxidoreductase activity
Source: RefSeq, a predicted model, not a curated record
GACAUGGGUAGCUGUAAGCAAUUGCUGCGCGCUCUGAAGCGGACCCUGGGAUUAGGACGACGACAACUGAACGUGGGUGAGCGUCAAAUAGUGCUGGUAACCGGCUGUGAUUCGGGAUUGGGACACUCUCUGGCCGUUUACUGCUACAAUGCGCUCAACAUGACGGUAAUCUCAUGCUGCCACAAUAUGCAGUCCCAAGGUGCACGUCUGCUGCAGCAAAUGAACGCUGGCGAAGAUGAGAAACGACUGCACAAAAUGCUGACCUGGGAACUGGAUUUACUGCAACCCGAUUCCAUAAAGCAGGUUCAAGUGAAACUUGAACAGUUGCUGAGCAACCAUGACUACCAGUUGAUGGCGCUGGUCAACAAUGCGGGUGUCAUGUGCUUCGGUGAAUUCGAGUGGCAGUUGGCGUCGCAGAUUGAGAUGCAGAUUAAUUGCAAUCUGCUGGGCACAAUGCGACUAACGCGCCAACUGUUGCCAUUGCUCCGACAACAUCGCGGACGCAUUAUCAACGUGACCAGUCACUGUGGACUGCAAGCGUUGCCCGCACUGGCGCCUUAUGCCGCCUCCAAGGCAGCUCUAAGGAUCUGGAACGAUGCCCUACGCAUUGAGUUGCAGCAAUAUGGCAUGGAGGUGGUUAACUUUAUACCCGGCUCCUUUGUCAUGGACUCCAAUAUUUCGGCACGUCAGCAACAGCAUGCCCAGCAAAUGCUUGAAGCCUUCAAUGACGAACAAUUGGCCCAUUAUGGCACCUACUUUAGAAAGUUCAAUGAGUACCUGAGCAUUCUAUCUGGAUUCAAGCCACCAAACAAGCUAAGGGAUGACGAAUUGCUCGCCAAGUUCAAGGAUGCCAUCACAAACACGCAGCCGGCAGCACUCUACAUACAUGAACCAUGGCGCUAUAAGAUCUAUCGCUGGUUGUUUGGCAUCUGUCCGACUCCUCUGACGGAUUGGCUGGCUGUAAGAUUCUGCGCCAUGCCCAGCUAUGAGUCGACCCAGGAUAAAACGUUGAAGGAUUAAUACUGCUAGAGUCUAUAGUCUAUAUAGUUUUAUUUGAAUUUCAUUGAUAUAUUUGGCUGUGGCUGGGCAUAAAUUAAAUACACUGGAGCACACAGGUUUGCCUGUCG